This is a messenger RNA of Coregonus sp. 'balchen', 14724 nucleotides long. The record is from the annotation of a GenBank genome assembly. Lineage: Eukaryota; Metazoa; Chordata; Actinopteri; Salmoniformes; Salmonidae.
UCCAAGGCCUGCCCCGCCAAGGAGUUCCAGUGCCGUAACAGGAAAUGCGUGGCGCCCAUCUUUGUGUGCGACGGCGACGACGACUGCGGGGAUGGGAGUGAUGAGGAGAAGUGUUCCACCCCCACUUGCGGCCCCCAUGAGUUCCGCUGUAACAACUCGGAGUGCAUCCCGGCCCUGUGGAGCUGUGAUGGGGACCCGGACUGCGGGGAUAAGUCUGAUGAGUCUAUGGAGCGCUGUAGUCGCCGGAAGGAGCCCCAGAAGCCCCGGUGCCCCGAGGGGGAGUUUCAGUGCGGCAGUGGAGAGUGUGUCCACCUCAACUGGAAAUGUGAUGGAGACGCAGACUGCAAGGACAAGUCUGAUGAGGCUGACUGCGGUAAGUCAUCUACUGUAUUUGGGCUUGGGUCACCUGGGGAUGCACACAGGAUGUGGUCGUACAUAUAUACAGUACCGUGAAAAACUAUUUGCCCCCUUCUGAUUUUCUCUAUUCUUGCAUAAUUUUUUAAUAUGUUUUGAAUGUUAUCAGAUCUUCAACCAAAACCUAAUAUUAGAUAAAGGGAACUGAGUGAACAAAUAACACAAAAUGUUUGUACUUAUUUAUUUAAUAAACAAAGUUAUGCAACACCCAAUGACCCUGUGUAGUAAGUAAGUAAUUGUCCCCUUGGAAUGCAGUGUUUGGUUUUCGACAUACAUAACGGGACCCAUGUCAUCCAAACAGUAGACUCAAGUUUGCCAAAAAGCUUAGAAUGACUUCUAUGUAAACAUCACUAUAUCGAUGUACAAUCAAUAUAUGUGGAUAUAUGUGGAUGGAUUUGUGAGUGGCGUAGUGGUCUUAGGCACUGCAUCGCAGUGCUAGCUGUGCCACUAGAGAUCCUGGUUCGAAUCCAGGCUCUGUCGUAGCCGUCCGCGACCGGGAGACCCAUGGGGCGGCGCACAAUUGGCCCAGCGUCGUCCAGGGUAGGGGAGGGAAUGGCCGGCAGGGAUGUAGCUCAGUUGGUAGAGCAUGGCGUUUGCAACGCCAGGGUUGUGGGUUCGAUUCCCACGGGGGGCCAGUAUGAAAAAAUAAAUAAUGUAUGCACUCACUAAACUGUAAGUCACUCUGGAUAAGAGCGUCUGCUAAAAAAUUACAACAACAAAAAAAAUAAGCGUUGUGUGUGUUUGAGCAUCUUUAUCUGUGCGUGCCUGUGUGUAUGCAGCAGGUUGACGUUUAUUGUCACAAAUCUUGCCCUGGAGGCAAAACUGAGCAAUUUCCGCUAGAUGGGCCAGCUGCAAAGUCAAAAUUGGCUAUAUUGUAACAAUUCAUGAAAACAAACAUUUGCUUUUGUAUUACUUUGUGGCUGUGCUAGCUAGUGACCACUGCAGAGCUGCCUCCAGAGCAAGAUUCAGGACGAGAAAUGCUAACCUGCGUGUAUGCAUGGAUGAUGUGGUAUCAAAGGCCAGCUGAGACUUCUGUUAUGGUGCCCGGUGAUAAUAAGCUCCACGCUGGAAACACCACGGCAAUCAGUUGAGUUGGUUGCCAUGCAACAGUGUGACGAUUGGAACAGUGGAGAGCCCUUGAGAGGGAGUGAGGCUACUCACAACCUGGCUCUCUCUCCCUGAGUAACACACUGUUCUCAACCCCAGAGACCACUCAAUAAUAACACGCUGAUCACAAAGACAGGGAUGAAAUCAGCAGGGUUUCAGACUUUUUAAAUUAUUUUGGUGUUGGAGCAUACCUUAAUGAUCAAAAUCAAUAUCGUUAUCAAAACGUAAUACAUAGUGCUAUCAUGGGUACUGUAUAUUUAGAAGUUAUACUGCCUGGUCCAGAAACAAUGUGUGUGCUGUAUUAUCAUUAGCUGAGCUCAGAUCCCAAUCACUGGACUGAUAGCAUCAGCACAUUAUGAUACACUAGGAUUAUGCUGGUUAUGCUGGUUUUAACAUCAAGGGGGUCUUUGUUUUUAUUGGAGUGUGAAGCAUUGUGUUUGGGGAGGCUUUUCAGCGAGUGUGUGUGUGUGUGUGUGUGUGUGUGUGUGUGUGUGUGUGUGUGUGUGUGUGUGUGUGUGUGUGUGUGUGUGCAUGUGUGUGUGUGCCUCCCGUCUUGUCCUAUGGUGUACAUUACAUCUCCAAAGUGCAUACCAUGAAUAAUUAAAGCAGCAGUUAAAGAGAUGAAUGGGUAAAAUAAACCUUCCCCUAUACUACUGCUAGAACAGCACAGCACACACACACACACACACACACACACACACACACACACACACACACACACACACACACACAGAGCACAAACAACAGAACAAAGCAGAGCAGAGGAGUCUUGGGUGUGUGUUUUACCCAGACAGUGAGUAAAUACCUCCCAGCUUCUCAUUUCCACAGCAUUUCUCUGGUGCAGAGGGAAACAGGGGGAGUAGGGGUGAGUUGUAUGUAUGAGUGAUUACUGGUGAAUUGAAAUGCACUCUGUUUUGGCCCAAACCCAAGAUGAAACACACACUUUUUCACUGGGGUAAUUUCAUCUUUGAAAGGAUACCGUGUUGGGGUUGGAUCUCUAGAGAGAUAGAGAGAAAGUUGGAUGAUGCCCUGGUGAAUUAACUGUGUGUGUGUAUGCUCUGUGUUCAUUUUUUUUUUCUCACUCUCUCCCGCUCUCUCUCUCUCGCUCUGUGUCUGUGUGUGUUCUAUCUUGCACAGCUCUGCUGACCUGCCGUCCAGAUGAGUUCCAGUGUGGUGAUGGAUCCUGUAUUCAUGGCACCAAGCAGUGUAACGGGGUCCAUGACUGUCCUGACUUCAGUGAUGAGGCUGGCUGUAUCAACGGUGGGUUGGCCUUACUGACCAUCCCGUCUUCCCCUUUGUCUUCCUCCAUGCCCAGUAGUACUCCCCUUACUGUCUCUCUAGGUCCCCAAGAACACAGUGGCCUCCAUCCUUCUUAAAUGGAAGAAGUUUGGAACCUCCAAGACUCUUCCUAGAGCUGGCCACCCGGCCAAACUGAGCAAUCGGGGGAGAAGGGCCUUGGUCAGGGAGGUGACCAAGAACCUGAUGGUCACUCUGACUGAGCUCCAGAGUUCCUCUAUGGAGAUGGGAGAACUUUCCUGAAGGACAACCAUCUCUGCAGCACUCUACCAAUCAGGCCUUUAUGGUAGAGUGGCCAGAUGGAAGCCAUUCCUCAGUAAAAGGCACAUGACAGCCUACUUGGAGUUUGCCAAAAGGCACCUAAAGACUCUCAGACCAUGAGAAACAAGAUUCUCUGGUCUGAUGAAACCAAGAUUGAACUCUUUGGCCUGAAUUCCUAAUGUCACGUCUGGAGGAAACCUGGCACCAUCCCUACGGUGAAGCAUGGUGGUGGCAGCAUCAUGCUGUGGGGAUGUUUUUCAGUGGCAGGGACUGGGAGACUAGUCAAGAUCGAGGGAAAGAUGAUCUGAGCAAAGUACAGAGAGAACCUUAAUGAAAACCUGCUAACAGGACAACGACCCUAAGCACACAGCCAAGACAAUGCGGGAGUGGCUUCGGGACAAGUCUCUGUAGGUCCUUGAGUGGCCGAGCCAGAGCCCUGACUUGAACCCGAUCUAACAUCUCUGGAAAGACCUGAAAAUAGCUGUGCAGUGACGCUCCCCAUCCAACCUGACAGAGCAUGAGAGGAUCUGCAGAAAAUAAUAGGAGAAACUCCCCAAAUACAGGUGUGCCAAGCUUGUAGGGUCAUACCCAAGACGACUCAAGGCUGCAAUCGCUGCCAAAGGUGCUUCAAGAAAGUACUGAGUAAAGGGUCUGAAUACUAAUGUGAAUGUGAUAUUUCAGUAUUCAAUUUUUAAUAAAUUAGCAAAUAAUUCGAAAAUAAAGUUUUUGCUUUGUCAUUAUGGGGUAUUGUUUGUAGAUUGAUGAGGGAAAAAAACAAUUUAAUCAAUUUUAGAAUAAGGCUAAAAACUUAACAAAAUGUGGAAAAAGUCAACGGGUCUGAAUACAUUCUGAAUACAUACACAUAAACACACAUACAUAUACAGUGGGGAAAAAAAGUAUUUAGUCAGCCACCAAUUGUGCAAGUUCUCCCACUUAAAAAGAUGAGAGAGGCCUGUAAUUUUCAUCAUAGGUACACGUCAACUAUGACAGACAAAUUGAGAAAAAAAAUCCAGAAAAUCACAUUGUUGGAUUUUUAAUGAAUUUAUUUGCAAAUUAUGGUGGAAAAUAAGUAUUUGGUCACCUACAAACAAGCAAGAUUUCUGUCUCUCACACACCUGUAAACACCUUAAGAGGCUCCUCUGUCCUCCACUCGUUACCUGUAUUAAUGGCACCUGUUUGAACUUGUUAUCAGUAUAAAAGACACCUGUCCACAACCUCAAACAGUCACACUCCAAACUCCACUAUGGCCAAGACCAAAGAGCUGUCAAAGGACACCAGAAACAAAAUUGUAGACCUGCACCAGGCUGGGAAGACUGAAUCUGCAAUAGGUAAGCAGCUUGGUUUGAAGAAAUCAACUGUGGGAGCAAUUAUUAGGAAAUGGAAGACAUACAAGACCACUGAUAAUCUCCCUCGAUCUGGGGCUCCAUGCAAGAUCUCACCCCGUGGGGUCAAAAUGAUCACAAGAACGGUGAGCAAAAAUCCCAGAACCACACGGGGGGACCUAGUGAAUGACCUGUAGAGAGCUGGGACCAAAGUAACAAAGCCUACCAUCAGUAACACACUACGCCGCCAGGGACUCAAAUCCUGCAGUGCAAGACGUGUCCCCCUGCUUAAGCCAGUACAUGUCCAGGCCCGUCUGAAGUUUGCUAGAGUGCAUUUGGAUGAUGCAGAAGAGGAUUGGGAGAAUGUCAUAUGGUCAGAUGAAACCAAAAUAGAACAUUUUGGUAAAAACUCAACUCGUCAUGUUUGGAGGACAAAGAAUGCUGAGUUGCAUCCAAAGAACACCAUACCUACUGUGAAGCAUGGGGGUGGAAACAUCAUGCUUUGGGGCUGUUUUUCUGCAAAGGGACCAGGACGACUGAUCCGUGUAAAGGAAAGAAUGAAUGGGGCCAUGUAUCGUGAGAUUUUGAGUGAAAACCUCCUUCCAUCAGCAAGGGCAUUGAAGAUUAAAUGUGGCUGGGUCUUUCAGCAUGACAAUGAUCCCAAACACACCGCCCGGGCAACGAAGGAGUGGCUUCGUAAGAAGCAUUUCAAGGUCCUGGAGUGGCCUAGCCAGUCUCCAGAUCUCAAGCCCAUAGAAAAUCUUUGGAGGGAGUUGAAAGUCUGUGUUGCCCAGCGACAGCCCCAAAACAUCACUGCUCUAGAGGAGAUCUGCAUGGAGGAAUGGGCCAAAAUACCAGCAACAGUGUGUGAAAACCUUGUGAAGACUUACAGAAAACGUUUGACCUGUGUCAUUGCCAACAAAGGGUAUAUAACAAAGUAUUGAGAAACUUUUGUUAUUGACCAAAUACUUAUUUUCCACCAUAAUUUGCAAAUAAAUUCAUUAAAAAUCCUACAAUGUGAUUUUCUGGAGAAAAAAAAAUCUCAUUUUGUCUGUCAUAGUUGACGUGUACCUAUGAUGAAAAUUACAGGCCUCUCUGAUCUUUUUAAGUGGGAGAACUUGCACAAUUGGUGGCUGACUAAAUACUUUUUUCCCCCACUGUUGGAAAUAGGGUGCCAUUUGGGUGGGAACCAGGGGGUUCCCCCGAGGGGACACAUCUCUCUGAUCCACACUGCUUUAAUGAUAUUAAGGUGAAUCGUAGCUGUUGCAAAACAAUGGCUCAAUACACCGGGCCAUGAGAUGUGGGAUGCGGAGUCAAGUACUACAGCUCAUCGUUGUUGCUAUCGAGAGGCUGCUCUUGACCAAAUAAUUUUCCCUAAAUAUAAUUAUUCCUCAGAAUAUGAUAAUGCCCUGGAUGUCAGCACAGCACCCGUACACUAUUCUAUCAUUAUUGACCUGUGUCAACUAUUGACCUGUGUCAUUGCCAACAAAGGGUAUAUAACAAAGUAUUGAGAAACUUUUGUUAUUGACCAAAUAAAUACUUAUUUUCCACCAUAAUUUGCAAAUAAAUUCAUUAAAAAUCCUACAAUGUGAUGUUCUGGAUUUUUUUUUCUCAUUUUGUCUGUCAUAGUUGACCUGUACCUAUGAUGAAAAUUACAGGCCUCUCUCAUCUUUUUAAGUGGGAGAACUUGCACAAUUGGUGGCUCACUAAAUACUUUUUUCCCCACUGUAUAAAUACACAGUACCAGUAAAAAGUUUGGUUUUCUACAUUGUAGAAUAAUAGUUAAGACAUCAAAACUAUGAAAUAACACAUAAGGAAUCAUUUAGUAACCAAAUAAGUGUUAAACAAAUCAAUAUUUUAGAUUUUAGAUUCUUCAAAGUAGCCACCCUUUGCCUUGAUGACAGCUUGGCAUUUUGUCAACCAGCUUCACUUGGAAUGCUUUUCCAACAGUCUUAAAGGAGUUCCCACAUAUGCUGAGCACUUGUUGGCUGCUUUUCCUUCACUCUGUGGUCCAACUCAUCCCAAACCAUCUCAAUUCUGUUGAGGUCGGGUGAUUGUGGAGGCCAGGUCAUCUGAUGCAGCACUCCAUAACUCUCCUUGUUGGUCAAAUAGCCCUUACACAGCCUGGAGGUGUGUUUGGUCAUUGUCCUGUUGAAAAACAAAUGAUAGUCCCACUAAGCGCAAACCAGAUGGGAUGGUGUAUCACUGCAGAAUGCUGUGGUAGCCAUGCUGGUUAAGUGUUCCUUUAAUUCUAAAUAAAUCACAGAUUUUGUCACCAUUAAAGUACCACCACACCAUCACACCUCCUCCUCUGUGCUUUACGGUGGGAACUACACAUGGAGAGGUCAUCCAUUCACCUACUCUGCGUCUCACAAAGACACGGCAGUUGGAACCCAAAAUAUCACAUUUGGAUUCCAGACCAAAGGACAAAUUUCCACCGGUCUAACGUCCAUUGCUCGUGUUUCUUGGCCCAAGCAGGUCACUUCUUCUUAUUGGUGUCGUUUAGUAGUGGUUUCUUUGCAGCAAUUCGAUCAUGAAAGCCUGAUUCACACGGUCUCCUCUGAACAGCUGAUGUUGAGAUGUGUCUGUUACUUGAACUCUGUGAAGCAUUUAUUUAUGCUGCUAUUUCUGAGGCUGAUAAUUCCAAUGAAUUUAUCCUCUGCAGCAGAGGUAAUUCUGGGUCUUCCUCUCCUUUGGCGGUCCUCAUGAGAGCCAGUUUCAUCAUAGCACUUGAUUUUUUUUGCGACUGCACUUGAAGAAAGUUAUUUCCAGAUUGACUGACCUUCAUAUCUUAAAGUAAUGAUGGACUGUCGUUUCUCUUUGCUUUUUUGAGCUGUUCUUGCCAUAAUAUGGACUUUGUAUUUUACCAAAUAGGGCUAUCUUCUGUAUACCACCCCUACCUUGUCGCAACACAACUGAUUGGCUCAAACACAUUAAGAAGGAAAGAAAUUCCACAGAUUAACCUUUUACAAGGCACACCUGUUAAUAGAAAUGCAUUCCAGGUAACUACCUCAUGAAGCUGGUUGAGAGAAUGUCAAAAGUGUGCAAAGCUGUCAUCAAGGCAAAGGGUGGCUACCUUGAAGAAUCUCAAAUAUAAAAUAUGUUUUGAUUUGUUUAACACUUUUUUUGGUUACUACAUGAUUCCAUAUGUGUUAUUUCAUAGUGUUGACGUCUUCACUAUUAUUCUACAAUGUAGAAAGUAGUAAAAAUCAAGAAAAACCCUUGAAUGAGGAGGUGUGUCCAAACUUUUGACUGGUACUGUAUAUAUAUAUAUAUAUAUAUAUAUAUAUAUAUAUAUAUAUAUAUAUAUAUAUAUAUAUAUAUAUACCUACAGUGAGGGAAAAAAGUAUUUUAGCCCCUGCUGAUUUUGUACGUUUGCCCACUGACAAAGACAUGAUCAGUCUAUAAUUUCAAUGGUAGGUUUAUUUGAACAGUGAGAGACAGAAUAACAACAAAAAUAUCCAGAAAAACGCAUGUCAAAAAUGUUAUAAAUUGAUUUGCAUUUUAAUGAGGGAAAUAAGUAUUUGACCCCUCUGCAAAACAUGACUUAGUACUUGGUGGCAAAACCCUUGUUGGCAAUCACAGAGGUCAGACGUUUCUUGUAGUUGGCCACCAGGUUUGCACACAUCUCAGGAGGGAUUUUGUCCCACUCCUCUUUGCAGAUCUUCUCCAAGUCAUUAAGGUUCGAGCCUGACGUUUGGCAACUCAAACCUUCAGCUCCCUCCACAGAUUUUCUAUGGAUUAAGGUCUGGAGACUGGCUAGGCCACUCCAGGACCUUAAUGUGCUUCUUCUUUAGCCACUCCUUUGUUGCCUUGGCCGUGUGUUUUGGGUCAUUGUCAUGCUGGAAUACCCACCCACGACCCAUUUUCAAUGCCCUGGCUGAGGGAAGGAGGUUCUCACCCAAGACAUGGCCCCGUCCAUCGUCCCUUUGAUGCGGUGAAGUUGUCCUGUCCCCUUAGCAGAAAAACACCCCCAAAGCAUAAUGUUUCCACCUCCAUGUUUGACGGUGGGGAUGGUGUUCUUGGGGUCAUAGGCAGCAUUCCUCCUCCUCCAAACACGGCGAGUUGAGUUGAUGCCAAAGAGCUCCAUUUUGGUCUCAUCUGACCACAAGACUUUCACCCAGUUCUCCUCUGAAUCAUUCAGAUGUUCAUUGGCAAACUUCAGACGGGCCUGUAUAUGUGCUUUCUUGAGCAGGGGGACCUUGCUGACGCUGCAGGAUUUCAGUCCUUCACGGCGUAGUGUGUUACCAAUUGUUUUCUUGGUGACUAUGGUCCCAGCUGCCUAGAGAUCAUUGACAAGAUCCUCCCGUGUAGUUCUGGGCUGGUUCCUCACCGUUCUCAUGAUCAUUGCAACUCCACGAGGUGAGAUCUUGCAUGGAGCCCCAGGCCGAGGGAGAUUGACAUUUAUUUUGUGUUUCUUCCAUUUGCGAAUAAUCGCACCUACUGUUGUCACCUUCUCACCAAGCUGCUUGGCGAUGGUCUUGUAGCCCAUUCCAGCCUUGUGUAGGUCUACAAUCUUGUCCCUGACAUCCUUGGAGAGCUCUUUGGUCUUGGCCAUGGUGGAGAGUUUGGAAUCUGAUUGAUUGCUUCUGUGGACAGGUGUCUUUUAUACAAGUAACAAACUGAGAUUAGGAGCACUCCCUUUAAGAGUGUGCUCCUAAUCUCAGCUCGUUACCUGUAUAAAAGACACCUGGGAGCCAGAAAUCUUUCUGAUUGAGAGGGGGUCAAAUACUUAUUUCCCUCAUUAAAAUGCAAAUCAAUUUAUAACAUUUUUGACACGUUUUUCUGGAUUUUUUUGUUGUUAUUCUGUCUCUCAUUUUAAAAUAAACCUACCAUUAAAAUUAUAGACUGAUCAUUUCUUUGUCAGUGGGCAAACGUACAAAAUCAGCAGGGGAUCAAAUACUUUUUUCCCUCACUGUAUAUAUAUACAUAUAAUUUUUUUAUAUGUUUUCCUUUAUUAUUUUCCACUAAUUGUACCACCCUUCCCCUAAUUGGAGUAAACUAAUGAACAACAACACUUAGGCUUCUACUUCCAGUUUAUGCAUGCUAUUUACAUUUUACGGACACAAUCUAUUUUUAAAUAGUUAUAUUUUGUUUGUUUUUAGUGCUGUUCUUCCUCUUCCCUCAACCCAUCUAUUUCUGAUGUCCAUCCAGUUUGAUUUCUAUUUGCCAUAUAUUUUUAACUGUGCUGUUUCACAAAAGUUCUGAACCUAUAUACAUUUUACGGACACAGUAUAUUUUACAUGAGUUAUCUUGUCGUUAUUAGUCCCAUCCUUCAGUUCCAUUCAACCCCUCCCAUCUUUUUCUUAACACCAUCCAUAUUGGAUUUCUAUUUGCCAUAUAUACAUUUGUGAUGUUUCACAAAAGUUCUGAACCUUUCUAUUCUCAUAGUUUCUACAGAUUGUAAAUUAAAGAUACACAUUUUAGCUAAAAGUAAUAAUAUAUUAUUGAUCGAUUGACUAUGACUUUUCAGAUCACCCAGUAGUGCUAUCUGCAGGGUUAGCUCCAGGUAAAUGUUUCAAUUCAUCAGCCAUUCCUGGACCUGUGACCAAAAACAAGCUACAUAUGGACAGUACCAAAAUAAAUGAUCUAAUGACUCUGUCUCUUCGCAGCUGUCAGCAACAGGUGUGGCUGAAAUAGCCAAAUCCACUAAUUUGAAAGGGUGCCCACAUACUUUUGUAUAUAUAGUGUAUUUUGUAGUAUUACACUAUCAUCUUCUCAACUGCAGGGACAGAGUGCUAAGCUACCAAAUUAUAAUUGUUACUUAUUGUAUAACCCCGCCCCCAGGCUAAUAGCAGUGUCUGGGAACCAGAUGACUUAUGUUAUGCUAUCUGGCCCGAGGAAUUAGAGCUGGGAUAUGCAUUGGAAAUCAAACACUUGUUGUAAGCUUUUGCAAGGUAAUGAUCCGUGUAUUUUCGACCCUCUCUUUUUUUCCAGCCACUAAGUGUGAUGGCCCCAGGAAGUUUAUGUGCAAGAAUGGAGAGUGUAUCGACAGCAGCAAGGUGUGUGAUGCCGUCAAAGACUGCAAGGAUUGGUCAGACGAACCUAUGAAGGAGUGCGGUAAGACAGACACACACACACGCAUGCAUCCACGCACGCCGGCACACACCCAACCCAUACACACACCUAUUAGGAUCCACUUGAUCCAGAUGGUCACUCUGUUUGUAAUCGGAGCUUCAUUUUAUCUAGGGGGAAUAAAUCAGGACAAUUCUCAGCUCGCUCGUUACCGUCAAAGACCAACUCUUCCCCCGAGUGUGUCCACGGCAAGGAAACAUGCUCAGACUACAUUACCCAUAAGGCACCAUAUGGAUUAGCGCUCCACCAUAGAUAAUACACAAGCAAUUUUGUUUUGGCAAUAUUGCUGAAGAAAAUUGCUGGCAACGGAGAGGGGUAUGAGACACUGGAGAAAUUAUGAGCAAUGAGCAACAUGGACUUGAAUAAUAGAUGUCAUAUGAAGCAUAGAUCUUUAAAACGGAAUUUCACCAUUAAUUUACUAAUCAACUAUAACUUGUUAUUGCCAGUUGACUGCCACAGCUGUACUGAAAUUCAUCAGCUAACAAACAAGCAAUCAGGAGGUGUUACCCCUGCUCUGUCCAUCCACUCAACCUGCUGCCAGUCAAGUCAAUGGCAAUGCAGACGUGAAGAUAACUAGAUUUAGCAAACUUCAUUAUCAUAAGCUAGAAAGAUGGUGCGUGCAUAUGCAUUCACCCCCUUUGCUACGAAGCCCCUAAAUAAGAUCUGGUGCAACCAAUUACCUUCAGAAGUCACAUAAUUAGUUAAAUAAAGUCCACCUGUGUGCAAUCUAAGUGUCACAUGAUCUGUCACAUGAUCUCAGUAUAUAUACACCUGUUCUGAAAGGCCCCAGAGUCUGCAACACCACUAAGCAAGGGGCACCACCAAGCAAGUGGCACCAUGAAGACCAAGGAGGUCUCCAAACAGGUCAGGGACAAAGUUGUGGAGAAGUACAGAUCAGGGUAGGGUUAUAAAAAAAUAUCAGAAACUUUGAACAUCCCACGGAGCACCAUUAAAUCCAUUAUAAAAAAAAUUGAAAGAAUAUGGCACCACAACAAACCUGCCAAGAGAGGGCCGCCCACCAAAACUCACGGACCAGGCAAGGAGGGCAUUAAUCAGAGAGGCAACAAAGAGACCAAAGAUAACCCUGAAGGAGCUGCAAAGCUCCACAGUGGAGAUUGGAGUAUCUGUCAAUAGGACCACUUUAAGCCGUACACUCCACAGAGCUGGGCUUUACGGAAGAGUGGCCAGAAAAAAGCCAUUGCCUAAAGAAAGAAAUAAGCAAACAUGUUUGGUGUUCGCCAAAAGCCAUGUGGUAGACUCCCCAAACAUAUGGAAGAAGGUACUCUGGUCAGAUGAGACUAAAAUUGAGCUUUUUGGCCAUCAAGGAAAACGCUAUGUCUGGCGCAAACCCAACACCUCUCUGAUUAAUGCCCUCCUUGCCUGGUCCGUGAGUUUUGGUGGGCGGCCCUCUCUUGGCAGGUUUGUUGUGGUGCCAUAUUAAUUCCAUUUUAUAAUAAUGGAUUUAAUGGUGCUCUGUGGGAUGUUCAAAGUUUCUGAUAUUUUUUUAUAACCCUACCAUGAUCUGUACUUUGCCACAACUUUGUCCCUGACCUGUUUGGAGAGCUCCUUGGUCUUCAUGGUGCCGCUUGCUUGGUGGUGCCCCUUGCUUAGUGGUGUUGCAGACUCUGGGGCCUUUCAGAACAGGUGUAGAUAUACUGAGAUCAUGUGACUGAUCAUGUGACACUUAGAUUGCACACAGGUGGACUUUAUUUAACUAAUUAUGUGACUUCUGAAGGUAAUUGGUUACUCCAGAUCUUAUUUAGGGGCUUCGUAGCAAAGGGGGUGAAUAGAUAUGCACACACCACUUUUCCGUUAUUAAUUUUUGUAAGUUAUUUUUUUCAUUUCACUUUUUUCAUUUCACUCACAAAUCCAUUUAAAUUACAGGUUGUGAUGCAACAAAAUAGGACGACAUGGUGCUUCCAAAUAAAAAUUAUUUAGGAACAUAGACCCCCAAAAUGGUAGCACUGUAAAUCCCUUCUUAUGGGAGGGAGGGAGGGAGGGUGACGGGGAGACAGGAAAAUAGUGGGAUAAAGUGAUAUAAGGAAGGAUGGAGAUAGGUAGAGAGAGAAAGAGGAGGGGAGGGAGGGUAAGGGAGGAUGGAUACUGAAAGGGGAACAUAAUGAAAGAGAGGGAAGGUAAGGAGGAGGGAUGGAUAAAGGGAUGGAUAGAGCUACCUGUAUGAAGGGGAAGAAGAGGGGCGGAGCGAGGGAUAAGGAGGAGGAAUGGAUAAAAGGAUAGGAAGGUAAGGAGUAGGGAUGGAUAAAGGAAGGUAAGGAGUAGGGAUGGAGAGAUGGAUAGGAGUAGGGAUGGAUAAAGGAAGGUAAGGAGUAGGGAUGGAGAGAUAGAGGGAUAGGAGUAGGGAUGGAUAAAGGAAGGUAAGGAGUAGAGAUGGAGAGAUGGAGGGAUAGGAGUAGGGAUGGAUAAAGGAAGGUAAGGAGUUGGGAUGGAUAGAUGGAUAGGAGUAGGGAUGGAUAAAGGAAGGUAAGGAGUUGGGAUGGAUAGAGGGAUAGGAGUAGGGAUGGAUAAAGGAAGGUAAGGAGUUGGGAUGGAUAGAGGGAUAGGAGGAGGGAUGAUAGAGGGAUAGGAGGAGUGAUGAUAGAGGGAUAGGAGGAGUGAUGAUAGAGGGAUAGGAGGAGGGAUGGAUAGAGGGAUAGGAGGAGGGAUGGAUAGAGGAUAGGAGGAGUGAUGAUAGAGGGAUAGGAGGAGGGAUGGAUAGAGGGAUAGGAGGAGUGAUGAUAGAGGGAUAGGAGGAGUGAUGAUAGAGGAAUAGGAGGAGUGAUGAUAGAGGGAUAGGAGGAGUGAUGAUAGAGGGAUAAGAGGAGGGAUGGAUAGAGGGAUAGGAGGAGGGGGAGGGAUGAAUGGAUAGAGGGAUAAGGGGAGGAAAGCUGCUUCCCAAAGGAAAUCAGAUUAGAGAGGGGCACCUGGUGCGAAGCCACCCCCUUCUGAGCCCCAGUGCAUUCUGGAACGGUUCCAGGUGUCUGAUAGCAUCACAUUCCCCUAGAGGCGACCCCAGACACACACACACACACACAUAGACCAAUAUCUUGGUUGUUUUAUUUAUGUUUCACUCCCCUCCCUCCCUUCCUCUAUUUCUCCUUUCAUCCCUCUCUUUCUAGGUGUGAAUGAGUGUGCAGACAACAAUGGAGGCUGCUCUCACAUCUGCAGAGACCGGAGGAUCGGCUAUGAGUGUGACUGUCCCUCUGGUUACAAACUAAUAGACAAGAAGACCUGUGGAGGUAGAGUCCCAUACAAUAUGUCCCUCUCAGCCAAGCCUUACCAAUGAUUGCGCUCUCUGGAAAUUGCUCUCUCAAUCUCCCACGUCAUUCUCUUCUCAUACUCUCUCUUUCCAAACAGUAGCUACUUACAGUAAAUGUCCCAGAUAUCUCUACUCUGCUGUCCAUCCCCUUGUUCAGUGUAAUUGAUGUGUUUCUGAUAUCCCUCCUCAGACAUAGAUGAGUGUGAGAACCCUGGGGCCUGCAGCCAGAUCUGCAUCAACUACAAAGGAGACUACAAGUGUGAAUGUUACGAGGGCUAUGAGAUGGACCCCAACACCAAGACCUGCAAGGCCGUGGGUGAGUGAGACAGCCCAUAGUGUCCCUGGCAACCACAGAAGAAACAUAGACACACAUACAUUCACACAAGCAUGCACACGCACACGCACACACACACACAACCCAGCAACAUCACAGUCUGUUCUCAGCCCAUCCAAUAUGAAAGGAGUUUCUUUGUAUGCAGGUCUAGCACACCACAGCAAUCUGCGGUCGGUAAGGCAAAUAUUUGCCGUUUGCUUCUCUGGGUGGUAAUUUAAAACUCUCCCUUGCUAGGGGGGCCUGUCAGGGCACUGUAGGACACAGACAGGUAUUGUCCCUCACCGUGCCCCACUGUAAACACUCGAGCCUGGGCAUGAAUAGAAAUCUAUGCCCUAGUCUUAACUUUGGGCCCUCUCUCAGACUCAGAUUGUAGAGAAAGACAUGGUCUGUGAUUAGCAUCAUCAUUCUUAGGUUAGAUCAUUACGUGGUAAACUGGCGUGGUAAUGAUGGGAAUUAAGUAGGAACUGGCUCGGCUUUGCUCUAAGUGGCGUGGAAAAUGCCAUUGAUUACCUUCCAUCCGAGAACGCACGUCUUUAUUACUGUUAGAGUGAGCAAAUACACGCUGUCAGAAAGCUGGGGCGGUUUAUUGUUAGAGCGGAGUGGAGGGGGAGGUGGACGUUGAUGUCUGUGUGUUAUUAUAAUAGUUCCUUGUAGGGCUG